Messenger RNA from Nothoprocta perdicaria, 5635 nucleotides. It is a transcript of the gene PPM1E, whose product is annotated as protein phosphatase, Mg2+/Mn2+ dependent 1E. The coding region runs from base 248 to 1813 and encodes 521 amino acids. Gene Ontology annotation, molecular function: protein serine/threonine phosphatase activity; cation binding. The record is from RefSeq and is a predicted model, not a curated record. NCBI's taxonomy places the organism in Eukaryota, Metazoa, Chordata, Aves, Tinamiformes, Tinamidae. The transcript is spliced from 6 exons. Gene Ontology annotation, biological process: protein dephosphorylation; negative regulation of protein kinase activity.
UCCUUCAUUUUUGGCUGCUGCUUUAGCUAGAGCAACCGCAGAUGAAGUCCUUCAGAGUGAUCUAUCUGUACAUUACUUACCAAAGCAUGUGGACAACGCUGAUGGGAUCAUACAGAUUGAGACAGUGAAGCUAGCACGCUUAGUUUUCAGCAAACUCCAUGAGAUCUGCAGUAACUGGGUGAAAGACUUUCCACUCCAAUGGAAGUCCCACCGCUACUAUGAGACAUCCAUCCAUGCCAUCAAAAACAUGCGCAGGAAGAUGGAAGACAAGCACGUCUGCAUUCCAGACUUCAACAUGCUCUUCAACCUYGAGGACCAAGAAGAGCAAGCUUACUUUGCAGUAUUUGAYGGUCAUGGGGGAGUGGAUGCUGCCAUCUACGCUUCCAUCCAUCUCCACGUGAACCUGGUGCAUCAGGAGAUGUUUCAGCACGACCCGGCGGAGGCCCUGUGCCGAGCCUUCCGGGUGACGGACGAGCGCUUCGUCCAGAAGGCAGCCAGAGAGAGUCUGCGCUGUGGAACCACUGGGGUGGUGACUUUCAUCCGAGGAAAUAUGUUACACGUGGCAUGGCUUGGGGACUCCCAGGUUAUGCUGGUGAGGAGAGGUCAAGCUGUGGAGCUGAUGAAACCCCACAAACCAGAUAGAGAGGAUGAGAAGAAGCGCAUUGAGGCACUUGGUGGCUGCGUGGUCUGGUUUGGAGCCUGGAGGGUGAAUGGGAGCCUGUCAGUCUCCAGAGCUAUUGGGGAUGCUGAGCACAAGCCAUAUAUCUGUGGGGAUGCAGACUCUGCCUCCACUGUGCUAGAUGGCUCUGAAGACUACCUCAUUUUAGCCUGUGAUGGCUUCUAUGACACAGUCAAUCCGGAUGAGGCGGUGAAAGUGGUCGCUGACCAUCUAAAGGAGAAUAAUGGGGACAGCAGCAUGGUAGCACAUAAAUUAGUGGCAUCUGCUCGGGACGCUGGUUCCAGCGACAACAUUACUGUCAUUGUGGUAUUUCUCAGGGACAUGAAUGCAGCAGUCAAUGUUAGUGAGGAGUCGGACUGGACAGAGAAUUCUUUUCAAGGUGGWCAAGAAGACAGUGGGGAAGAUAAGGAAAACCAUGGAGACUGCAAACGGCCCUGGCCCCAACACCAGUGCUCAGCACCUGCAGAUCUAGGGUAUGAAGGACGAGUGGAUUCCUUUACUGAUAGAACUAGCCUAAGCAUAGGAUCCAGUAUUAACCCGAUUGAUGAUCAAGCCUAUUUAGACCUGACAAACACAGAAGCAAGUGAACCCAAGAGUGCCAAAUAUUUGCCACCAAUUCAAGUGUUUAGUUCUGGCAUACCAAAGAGUGUGAAUCCGAAUAAUGGUCUAACAGUGAAGAACAAGUCACCAGAGAGCACCACAUCAUCAGCCUAUGGACAAAGUGACCGGGGGCAGUACAGCACUCCUCUUAGUUUGGAUUCUGCAGGGCAAAACAUCUACAAGGUGGAGAGUUUCUCCCCCAGUCUCUGGGGGCUGGAAGAUGAACAGUUCAAAUCCUUGGGAAAACGAGCAUCUGCAUCUCCACACCUGCGUUUCUGUAACGGGAAGAGGCGACGAGGAGCCAGGUUCAAACCAAAGUUUCGCGUGCCACUCUUGGCUCAUGAGCCUUCCCGCAUAGAAGGAUCCAGCCUGUCCUUGCCUGUCCGAGGCCGCAGUAGCACGAGGUUGUUGGUAAGACACUCCCCGUGGUGGAGGCUGGUUAGUCAUAACGCGUACAGGGAGAGCGAGUUUUUGAUGCGAAAACAAAGUAAUUGUAUACCAGAGUCAUACCUACAUCAAUGCUGUCAAAUUUAACCGUCUCCCUUGUGUCCCCCCUUAGAUACCUAAACCAGACAUUCCCAAAAUAGAACUGGCAUCAGCAGGAAAUGAACAAAAGGUGGGCAUUUCAGAACCGCGUGUGUUACAAUCCCCCGCAAAGCUCCAAUCAUGUAAAUAGACCUAGGAAUUAACAAAUGUAGUUGUUUCAAUCUCAAUAAAACUUGCUGGUGGUGCCACCGUAAGCAAUGCCACAGCCACCCAACCACCUGCACACAUAAGUAUCUAGUCACAUCCACUAGUGAAAGCCAACCAGUUGGUUUGCGUGAAUAGACGCCGGUAGGGAACGGUCUUCAAAAAUGCAGAAAGCAGAACCUGCCUGAGUCUAUGGAGCAAUAUUUAAAGAAAGAUUCUGUUUUAGAACAGCCAAUUUUUUUAGAGUGGGGGGAAGUUUCCACAGAAGUUCAGGUUGUGUUUUUUUUUAUUAUUAUUAUUUUCAGUUUAUUUCAGGCUAAUAUUAAGAUGAAUUUGAAUAUUAUAUCCACUUUGCAGGUAAAAGACUAAAAGCCAUACAGGAUUUUACCAGGUAACUUAGGAACGGAAAAACUGAGCUCCUGUUACUCUGUUCUCAGACUCCGAUUGAGGUACAUACUCAUAAUUUACUUAUUUUUUCAUGUAACAAAUUGUGGAAUAUGAAGAUUUUUUUUUUCUGUAGUUUUUAAAAAAGAUUAUUUCCUAUGGCUAGAGGUGCAGUGUACAGGGAUUUCGUAUCUCUCUGGUGCUUUUAGUGGCAUUUUUCUUGUUUGUCAGUUUAGAAAACUGUUUUCAAUUAGUUUCAAUCUAACAUGAUUGUGCUCAGUGCUUCAAGCCAACCUCUUUCCCCCCGUAACUUCAUCUCAGGUCUUUAAAGAAACCAAGUAUGUGGAGAUGUCCAGUUCAACACUACUGUCACAAAACCAGUCCAAGUGGAGAACUGCUUGCUAGGGAUAAUGAGCAAUUCGGAGAGCUGUUGGGUUUUGGUACAGAUUUCCAGGUGACAAAGGCGUAAUUUAGUAAAGUUGUAGCGUCAAGGAGGGGAAGAUGCUUUUUCUAUAGGGGCAUCCUUGCUGCAUUUGGGCUUUUUCCAAAAUGCCUAAAAAUAGAUGCAAGGUCGCCAAAGCAAUCCCGAGUGAAUGGGAGCACGGCAGGUGCAGAGGAGCAGGGGCUGCACGUUGGGUGCGUCGGGCUUGGUAAAACUCCCAGGUGAGCCAGAGCUCUGCUUCAGGCAACCCGGGCUGCAGAGGCAGGAGYGGGGAACGCGGCACCCGCGAGCAGAGUGCAGCUUAACGAGAGCAGCUGGGUGCCCGCGGGACCCCCACGCUGCAGCCGGGCGACCUCACGAAGAGCAGCAACCGGGAACGUAAGUCACUGCCGUCAGACAGGCCAGGGCUCCUGGUCCUAGCUCCUCUAGGACACAUCCCCUUACUGUGAUUUGUUGCAAUAAGGCAUUUGGAAGAGUAUGAAUAAAAUAGUUCUUUGCAGGCAUUUAUUGUAUCAUUCAUAUCAUUUUAGUAGUAACAAUUUAAUAUCAGUAUUAGUAUGCAGCUAGAAUUUGCGAAGUAUUUUAAUAUUAAGUAGUCAGGAGUUUAUUCAAUAUAAUGAGUGAUGGCAAGGUUUGAAUUCUGCCAAUUUUUGCUUCUUCUAAUCUUUGAUGCACUAUUUUAAAAGCAAUUUGAUGAAUAGCAAAAGGCUUUGUGAGUAACCAGGAGUUGAAGUGUGGUUUUAGAUUCCUUUGAUCUUUCUGAGACUUUUUUUUUCUCAAAUCUUUYGGGAUUUUUUGGGAUCAUUGGCUAUAACUUGUCUUCUUAUUAAGCCUUAGCUGUUGUCAACAUUCUCUUUAGAUGCAGCAUGUGUUCCGAGUCAGAGUUACUAAGGAAAUCUGAGAAAUCAUGAAACACUAAAAUAUGCAACUCUGGGGCAUCUCUGCGGUGCCUUUAUUUUAAAUUAUUCACAGUAAUAAYGAUGCAUUGAAAGUCCAUCUUCUAGUUGACAGUCGUGCUUCUGAAAGAAAGGUGGUGUAAGUGCAAUUCUUCGUGUGAGCAAUUAAGGAUGAAAAAUGUUAUGGAUGAUAAACUUCUUCCCAGUCUGCAGGAAUAGCUGAAGAGCACUGGACCGCAUAUGUGCUGUUUAGGGAAGGAUAUAGCUUUUUAGGUGUGGGUUCAUAAAUGAUAAUUCUGGUACUCAUAACAUUAUCUUGCUAGGAGAAAAAAAUACCAUCAUAGUUCCAGUGUGGUCAGGUAAAAUACUGUAUAGAUAGCAAGUGUUCAUUUCUUCACUAAAUGCAUAUUUAUAGAGUAGAUAGGAACCAUUUGUAAGGUAAGUCCUUUAAAGUUCUAUACUAUUAAAAAUAGUGGUUAUUGGUCUGAUAUAUGCUGCUCUUGAUUCUACACACUAGACACAAAAAGCAGUGCUUUGUGAAAUGCAGUGUUUUCUCUUAAUGCCACUGGUGAUAGGAAGUAGUUCUCUUCAGUUUGAGAUCCUGUGCCCUUAUUUGCUGCUUGCUAACGUAAGCAAUAAUACCCCUCUAAUGGUAUCUAAGUGUUCUGUAUCUUGUACUUUUAUUGUCUAUCUGGUGACAAUGUAAAAAUAUUAGGCUAAUAAAAAAGUAUCUAAUUGUAUUUAUUAAUUGUUGAUACUGAGAUUCAGUCUGUGACCUGUGUUUUGUAAUUUUAUUGUGUAUCUUAGUGGUGGUGAAAUUUGUACAACAAAUCUUUCCAAUAAAGAGCUGAAGUAUCCCUUUUUCAAGUUAACACAACCCGCAUCAGUUUCAGUUUAACGUGUUACACGUGUUUGCAGAACUAGGAGGUAGGUAGUAAAAACUUUUCUGUGUGUGUUGGUUUUGAGAGACACACUUCAGGCUGCUCGUCUGAAGCUGCUCCGACCCGCUCGUAAGCUAUUCACUGUGAGCAGAAGAGGGAUUCGUUCAAUCCCCACUCUGAUCGUUUCCUGUGUACACUUCUUACAUUUGCAACUCUGAGGAAUGUCUGCGUCGCAGAGAGCAGUAUAGCACCAGACCAGGGAGCUGUUAACCCAUUUCAAUUUGCACUAAAGGUGGGUGGAAACGCAUGUAUAUAACUUUUCUUUACCUACAAGUGCCAUCAAUUGUCCUUGCAAGUUCAAACCAUUCAGUGUUUCAGUUAGGUUGCAUUGUAACGCUGAAGGACAAUGUCUAAGCAGASUUUAACUUAUGCCACAUUUAUAGUGGUGCAUCGUCACAGCAACUCCGCUCUGUGUGCGGAACACUGUGCGUCGCGGACAAACGCGUCGUCCUACAGGCAGAGGAUGAGGCAGGAAGAUUCCCGUGUCUAGAGCCAGGACUGCUGUAGUUCAGGGCCACUCUCUUUCACCAAGUCCACCCUACCCUGGCAAUGUUCUGCUAGAAAAAAGGGAGAAAGAUUGAUCUAAAUUAGUGGCUGUUUUAGCACAAUUUAUUCACUCAGCACUAGUCACACAGACAAAGCCAUUGAAGGGGGGAUACUGCAGCUUUGUUCAUGCCUGUAAUUUAGGGCAAUCUUUCUUUAAUUCAUAUCCUCCUUGCACCAGGAACAAAACUUUCUGCCCUUGUAUCAUGUGCAAUAAGUAAUAACAAAGCAUAACACAACCUCUGACUUCAACGUUCCUAUCCUUUUUCAGUCGCUGUUAAGCAGAUAUCGCACUAUACUUGCCAGCAUUAGAACUAAAGAAAAAAACCUCCCACCUCUGAGGGUUUAGUACAACUCCUGUGUAUCAUAAUUGCAUCGUUACGCUGUUUUUGUUUCCUUUCCUGUACUCUAGAAGAUACUUUGAAACAAGACUAGGGAAAGUUGGCUGAGAUGAUCCUCA